Messenger RNA from Mesocestoides corti, 1320 nucleotides. The record is from the annotation of a GenBank genome assembly. NCBI's taxonomy places the organism in Eukaryota, Metazoa, Platyhelminthes, Cestoda, Cyclophyllidea, Mesocestoididae.
AUGGAACUCAAUAUCAAUCAAAACGUUUCCGAUGCAUUUUACCGGUACAAAAUGCCGCAACUUUCGGCUAAAGUCGAAGGUAAAGGCAAUGGCAUUAAAACGGUGAUAGUCAACGUGACUGAUAUCGCAAAGCGUCUAUAUCGCAAGCCCAUUUAUGUUACUAAGUAUUUUGGUUGCGAGCUUGGUGCUCAGAUCCACGUUGAUGACAAAAACGACAGAUAUAUUGUGAAUGGUGCUCACGACACAGCAAGACUUCAAGAGUUACUUUUUGGCUUCAUCAAUAAGUUCGUCCUGUGUUCAAACUGCGGUAAUCCCGAAACAACAUUGAAUGUUAAGGAGAGGGCUGGAGUUGUCACUACGACUUGCAGUGCCUGCGGGAACCGAGGUCAACUCGACCCAAGGCACCGGCUGACCCAGUUCAUUAUUAAGAACCCUCCAGUAGACGAGUCGGCAUCAGCCGAAAAGAAAGGUAAAAAAUUAAAGAAAGCUAGAAACGGGAAAGAGCAACAUGCCGAUGAGGACGAUCAUUCUCCUGUUGGUGACGAAGAACAUAAUGGCCAGGCUCCCUCUGACGAGGAGGAAGAGGUCGAUUGGGGUGAAGACACUACUGAGGAGGCACAAAAGAUGCGUCUUGCGGAGCUUUCAGAAAUGGCCAGGAGCCUUACCAUUAAUGCCGACGUCGAGAAAACAGAAACCGAGAGGGCCAAUAUUUUCUUCAAGCACCUGACACAACUAAAACAAAGCGGAGACGUUGCCCCCCACGGUCACGAUUUGAAAGUCGAGGCUGAGCGCUUAGAUCUUGGCAGUAGGGCCGUUCUGAUUGUGGCCGAAGUUUUGUUGUCUGAUCCUCAAACAAUAGUUGCGGACAUAAGGAAGUACAAGCCCGUAUUUCUCCAGUUUACUCGAGUUGGCGAUCAGCAGCAAAAGGCUCAAGGUUACCUUCUCGGCGCAAUGGCCAGUUUGAUAGACAAGCACUCGCGUGAAAAUUUAGUCUCCAAGUCGUGUCACAUUCUUAAGGAAUUCUACGAUUGCGACAUUAUCGAGGAGGAGGUUAUCCUCUCUUGGUUUGAGAAAAAUUCUGCCAAACGCUAUGUCCCCAAAAAUGUCGCUGCAAAAAUUGCCGAGGUCUGUGCACCAAUGUUAACCUGGUUGAAGGAGGCCGACACGGAGUCUGAAGAAGACGAGGUCGAAGAUGAGAGUCAUAAUGCGGACCAGGAUUCGCCUCACAACGCCUCCGUACCUAAGACAUCUUCACAGGCUGCCAGUGAGUCUGAGGAAAACGAUGACGAUGAUGAUGACUUGGACAUUGAUGCCAUAUAA